Candidula unifasciata is the source of this 287-nucleotide messenger RNA. The record is from the annotation of a GenBank genome assembly. NCBI's taxonomy places the organism in Eukaryota, Metazoa, Mollusca, Gastropoda, Stylommatophora, Geomitridae.
ACAUACAUUCUAAAGACAGUACAACACAGACCAUACCAGUGGCCAAGAUGGGCACAAAAUUGUUGAUAAUAAUAGCAGUUAUCUGCAUUUACUUAAAGCUUGAACAAGUGUCUUCAUGUCCUCUUAAAUGUAAACACGACAACGAUUUUUGCAACUAUGACACCGAAUGCUGCGGUUCUAAUUUAGCCUGUAAAUUGGAGGCUUCAACCAAAGUCAAGAAAUGCAAAAGCAAAUUUAUAUGGACUAAACGGUAUGCAGAUCCUGCACUUAACGAUGCUGAAAACUGA